Messenger RNA from Gadus morhua (Atlantic cod), 1863 nucleotides. RefSeq names its product P2Y purinoceptor 2. Gene Ontology annotation, biological process: G protein-coupled receptor signaling pathway. The coding region runs from base 381 to 1430 and encodes 349 amino acids. The record is from RefSeq and is a predicted model, not a curated record. The transcript has 5 exons. Gene Ontology annotation, cellular component: plasma membrane. Gene Ontology annotation, molecular function: G protein-coupled UTP receptor activity; A1 adenosine receptor binding. NCBI's taxonomy places the organism in Eukaryota, Metazoa, Chordata, Actinopteri, Gadiformes, Gadidae.
CUCUCUCUCUCCCUCCCUCCCACAGCACAGCUCACACACAUUUUGUACACCCGGCCUACCUUUGAACCAAUCAGAAGGCAGGAUUUUACUGUAAUAGGUAAACCUCCUGUUUGGGAAAAAAAGAUUUGGAGCCGGGCCCAUCCUUCCAAACAUGCCAUCAAGGUAGGUGCGGCAAUCAAAUUCCUUCUCCAGUCCUCGAGACACCUCUGAGAGAUGACGCUGAGACAAACGGCGAGAUAUGCGAGUCGAUUCUGCGACAGAGAAAUACAUUGUUUUUUCACCUGCUCCUUGCUUUCAACCGGCUCUUUGGAUUGACUCCCAAUACAAAUUUGCAUGAGUUUCUACCUUGGUUCUACAUUUGUUGGGGGGUCCCAGCAUUCAUGAUGGACUCUAGCAAUGUGUCCAACGUGUCCAUCGCGACGUACAACAACAGCAGCCUCGACUCAUGUCUCUCUGGAAAGAAAUAUGAAAAGGUCUUACUAUACCUGCUGCCCAUCAGCUACUCUCUGGUCUUCUUCUUCGGCCUCUCGCUGAACGCCAUGGUGCUAUUCUUCAUCACGUUCCGCACCAAGCGCUGGACCCCGUCCACCAUCUACAUGCUCAAUCUGACCGUGUGCGACAUCCUGUACGUCUUCACGCUGCCCUUCCUCAUCUACAACUGGGUUAAGGACUGGCCCUUUGGCGAGGCAGUCUGCAAAAUCUGUGCCUUUCUCUUUCAAGCCAACCACUAUGGCUCCAUUCUUUUCCUGUCUGCCAUCAGUCUGAAUCGCUUCAUUGGCAUCUGCUACCCGGUCCACUCCCUCAGCUGGCUCGGCGUUAAACGCGCCCAGCUGGUGUCCGUGGGCGUGUGGGCCUGUGUGCUCUCCUGUCAGGCACCUGUUCUGUACUUCGCCGGGACUAAGACGUCCAAACAUCGUUCUUUUUGCUAUGGCAUCACGAACCCGGAGCUCUUAUAUCAAUUCCUAGUCUACGGCUCUGUGAUCUCCGUGGUGACGUUCGUCCUGCCCUUCAUGCUGGUGAUGGUGUGCUACGGCCUGAUGGUGCGCAAGUUGCUGGAGCCCAGCUGGGGAUCAGGGGAGGGCCAGCAGGGGCUCCGGGCGGCCCACCGCACCAAGCAGAAGUCGGUGAAGAUGAUCAUCAUCGUGCUGAUGACGUUCAUGUUCUGCUUCCUGCCCUACCAGCUGAUCGAAUACUGGAAACUCGCUAUAUAUGAUUCAAGAAAGGAUCAGAUUACCUGUAAAAUGGGGGAAGCGUUCUUCAUAGCCUUCCAGGUGACCUGGCUGAUGGCCAGCGCCAACAGCAUCAUGGACCCCAUCCUCUACUUCAUGGUUGGCCAAGACUUCCGUAAAACCAUGAUGAAGAAGAAGCAGAAAGAAUCUGAAAAAAACCUUCGAAAAUCUCAAAAUACAGUUUUGAUGGCAUCACUGUGAUACCAGAUUCUACCCGAUAUAUAAAGCCUCGAAAUCCCACAAACCUACCUUUUAGUUUGUAUGCGUCGUAUCUCGUUAUUGUUGUAAAUAGGUAUGUGUAGCAUCCCCACCGAUGAAUGGCCAAGACUUAAACUGAUGGUUUUCUUGAUUUAUGUAAAUCCUUCUAUAGUCAACCAAUAAACCACCGUAAGAGCUAUAGGCAGAAAACAAAUACAAUGCAUUUACUACCUUGCCAGUGUCAUGUAUUAACCUAGCAUGACAUUGAGUAGAAUUACGUGGUAUAUGAACUUAACGCAUGUAAGAAAUGUCUUAUUACCGUACAAAAUCAUUUCAAAUGACAUUAACACAUUUUAACCGUAUAUUAUACAUGAACACUGACCUUGUGUCUCUUCGGCGGGUGCUAAAACAAUUAAAAAUUUAAACUGUAUCUCUA